GUGCGCGGCCAGCGGGGCUCAGCCAGUCCGCUGGAACUGAGGAGCGAUCAUUGAAUCUGCGGCUUUCAUGACGUCUCCCUGCGUGGCCCAUCACUUUUCUCCCAGCCGGGAAUUUUUUUUUUUUUUUUCCGCCACUCUUGCCUUUUCCCCGUUCCCUCCACCGGGUCUCCCGCCCGCGUCCGAACCCGACGCACACCCCUCCGCCCCUCCGCCCCUCCUUUGACCCCGCGCCCAGCCCUCCUCUCCGCUCGCGGCCAGAGGGAGCCAGUUUGCAGACGGCCGCACCUGGCCGGAGAGGUUGGGCGGGUGGAGGGGUGGGGAUCCGCGGGAACCGGGAAGCCAGACCCAGAGCUGGAGGCACCGCCAGGAGAAUGGAGUCUCCUAAUAGCCUCCCGGGGCUGGUGUGAAAUUUGACCACCUGAUUCCAGUUUUUCUUUCCUUUUCUUUUCUUUUUUUUUUUCUUUUUUCUUUUUUUUAAAUCUUCUCCCCUCACCAUCCAUCGUGUAGUGAAAUAUUAAAUCUUGCUCCGUUCCAAGAGAGGAGAUCAUGAUUGAGUGAAACCACCCUGUCCGCAACAAGAAAAAGCACAAAGAAGAAACUACAGCGAUGGCCAGGUUGACAGAAUCCAUGACUAACGUCCUGGAGGGCGACUCCAUGGACCAGGAUGUUGAGAGCCCUGUGGCCAUUCACCAGCCAAAGUUGCCUAAGCAGGCCAGGGACGACCUGCCAAGACACAUCAGCCGAGACCGGACCAAAAGGAAAAUCCAGAGGUACGUGCGGAAAGACGGAAAGUGCAACGUCCAUCAUGGCAACGUGAGGGAGACCUAUCGCUACCUGACCGACAUCUUCACCACCUUAGUGGAUCUCAAGUGGAGAUUCAACCUGUUGAUUUUCGUCAUGGUUUACACAGUGACUUGGCUUUUUUUUGGGAUGAUCUGGUGGCUAAUCGCAUACAUCCGAGGAGAUAUGGACCACAUAGAGGACCCCUCGUGGACUCCUUGUGUCACCAACCUCAACGGGUUCGUCUCUGCUUUUUUAUUUUCGAUAGAGACAGAAACCACCAUCGGUUAUGGCUACCGGGUCAUCACAGACAAGUGCCCAGAGGGAAUUAUUCUCCUCUUAAUUCAAUCUGUGCUGGGGUCCAUCGUCAAUGCAUUCAUGGUGGGAUGCAUGUUUGUAAAAAUAUCACAACCCAAGAAGAGGGCAGAGACCCUGGUUUUUUCCACCCAUGCGGUGAUCUCCAUGCGGGAUGGAAAACUGUGCCUGAUGUUCCGAGUAGGGGAUCUUAGGAAUUCCCACAUCGUAGAGGCUUCCAUCCGAGCCAAGUUGAUCAAAUCCAAACAGACCUCAGAGGGUGAGUUCAUCCCCUUGAACCAAACAGAUAUCAAUGUAGGGUAUUACACCGGGGAUGACCGUCUAUUUCUGGUGUCGCCACUCAUCAUCAGCCACGAAAUCAACCAACAGAGUCCUUUCUGGGAGAUCUCCAAAGCCCAGCUGCCCAAAGAGGAGCUAGAAAUUGUGGUCAUCCUAGAAGGAAUGGUGGAGGCUACAGGAAUGACGUGCCAAGCUCGGAGCUCCUACGUCACCAGUGAGAUCCUGUGGGGUUACCGCUUCACACCUGUCCUGACGCUGGAAGACGGCUUCUAUGAGGUCGACUAUAACAGCUUCCACGAGACCUACGAGACCAGCACCCCAUCUCUCAGUGCCAAAGAGCUGGCCGAGCUGGCCAGCCGGGCGGAGCUGCCCCUGAGUUGGUCCGUGUCCAGCAAACUCAACCAGCGCGCAGACCCGGAGACGGAAGAGGAGGAGAAGAACCUCGAGGAGCAAACAGAAAGGAAUGGUGACGUGGCAAACCUAGAAAACGAAUCCAGAGUCUAGUCGCCUAGCCGGGCGGCUCCUCCUCCCCUCCCCCCGCACAACCCCUCCUCGUCUCUCAUGCUCUCUCUCUCUUUUGUCUCUCUUCCUUGGUUGUGUAUGGAUUUGCAUUUGGUUUUGACAUGGCCAGAAAGCGAGUCUUCGAGGUGUGAAAUAUCUACCUGCCCUCUCUCGGUUUUGCAGAUGGACGAGGCAGACGCAGAUCUGGUGAAGGUGCCAAGCGCCCUCCCUCGCGGCCCCAGCUCGCUCUCUUCCCGAAAAACCACGCAUCCGGCUCCUAGGGACUUAAGCUACUUACCUGCAUGUCUUGUACAAUAGCAGAUCACUCAAAGGGCGUGUCAGAGAUCUCACCUGGGAUACGACAAGUUAGGUCUCUGGUGCCUAUUUACUCGUGCAGUGAGACACACCGUAUAACCCUCGGUUUUAGAGAUUCCAAUCAAUUCCAUCUGCAGGGCGACGUGCCUGCCCCCUACAGGCAUUGCAGUUAAUAGGACCCGGGUCAGGGAAAGACAAAACACUGUACAUAUAUAUGCCUUAUGUAAUUAUUUUUCUUUUUGCAGUCAGUAAUAAAACACAGCAUGUACGAAAAGUACUGGAGGACAGAACUUCCAAAUAAUGUACAUAGAUGUAUAAUUACUGUAGGUUUAGAUAUAUAACUUUAGAAAUAAGAUGAAAAAAAAAAAAAAAAGAUUCCCAAUGUACAGUAGGCAUUUCUGUUCCGAUGUCUUUGCUUUCUGAAUUUCUUUGGUCCCAUCGAUCACUGGCCCUUAGUGCAUGGCCUUUGUUCUGUGUCCCAGACUGGUAGUGUUUGGGUACCUCACUGUUCCCUUGCUUAUCCUCUCACUGAAUCUAAUAAGCCAUAGGUCUGGGGGAAGUUAGGCGGUCCGGUACAUGGCAAAACCCACCACCAAUAUCCUGAGAUACUGUGAAAUGUUUACAAAACUGAGGUCUCUCUUUUUUUUUUUUUUUUUUUUUUUAGUAACAGGAGCCUCACUGACUAGCCUGGGAGAAUAUUCCAGGGGGAGGACACUCUCUGGCAUGUCAGCAAUGAUGUGUUUAUGCUUUUCACAUGAGCUGUCACCCUUUGUAGUACAAGAGUUUGGGAAACUCUUCUCCUGCAAAAACCCAUGGAUUCCCCAGCUGUUCCACUCUGUAAUUGUGAGAAACUACAGACCUAAAAAAAUCAGACAUGGUAAUUUAGCAGAAGACGGUUUGGGUCUAAAGCCAUGACAUUCAUGAAGGCGUGCAGUGGGCGACAUGUAUUAUAACCAUUCGCCUCACACACUUUGACUCCAUCCGGCUCUCUCCCUGCCCCUCUAGCUUAUCCAUCAGCAUUUUGCGCAUUUGUAUUUAUUAUUAUUCGUCUUCUUUUAUUAUUCUGAAAUAAGGGUCAAAGAUUAAAUCAACAAUCUAGGUGACUAUGAAAUCUCUCUAGAGCGUGCCACAGGUGGGAAAUCAAAUCCAAAGUGUCUCCCAAUCAGAAGAAAACAAGCAAAAAAACUGCAGCCUUAAUUAAUUUUAAUCUGUGAAGAUAAAUGGAAAGAGAGAGAUUAAGAGAGAGAGAAGGAAGGAAGGAAGGAAGGAAGGAAGGAAGGAAGGAAGGAAGGAAGGAAAGGAAAG
Molecule: messenger RNA, 3495 nt
Organism: Neofelis nebulosa (Clouded leopard)
Lineage: Eukaryota; Metazoa; Chordata; Mammalia; Carnivora; Felidae
Gene: KCNJ6
Product: potassium inwardly rectifying channel subfamily J member 6
Exons: 4
Coding region: 607-1878 (423 amino acids)
Biological process (GO): potassium ion import across plasma membrane; regulation of monoatomic ion transmembrane transport
Cellular component (GO): plasma membrane
Molecular function (GO): G-protein activated inward rectifier potassium channel activity
Source: RefSeq, a predicted model, not a curated record